Messenger RNA from Aegilops tauschii subsp. strangulata, 2286 nucleotides. RefSeq names its product pentatricopeptide repeat-containing protein At5g48910. The record is from RefSeq and is a predicted model, not a curated record. NCBI's taxonomy places the organism in Eukaryota, Viridiplantae, Streptophyta, Magnoliopsida, Poales, Poaceae. Gene Ontology annotation, molecular function: protein binding; RNA binding; zinc ion binding. Gene Ontology annotation, biological process: RNA modification.
GGAAGAUCUCCAUGUUUCUUUAGCAAAAAAUCUAUAUUUUGAGAAGAGAUUCCCAUGUUUUCUUUUCUUGAGAACCAUGCUCCUGUGAUGGAUGACCUAUGAUCCAGUAAGACCCAGUUUGGAAGUACUACAUUUGGGCCUACAGCUGUACGAAUCCAGUAAAGGCUAAGCCCAGUACAACUACUUGUCUCUCAGUACUGUAGGGCCCAAUAGAAUUAUAGCCCGAGCCAAAAAGGGAUUGCACGGGCCGGAAUCCCAUUUCGACCUCAUCCACGACGCGACGCACCCGCCGCGCCUCCGGCGCACGACGCGCCCGCCCUUGCCAUCGUCUUCACUGCCCUCGCCGGCCGUGACACGCUCGCUGCACGCCGCUCGUUCCUCCUCCACGCUCGCUGCCACAAGCGAUGCCUCCUCCCACCGUCCCCUUCUUCCUCACCUCCACCACGCUCGCCACCGCCGCGAAACCGCAACGGCAGCAGCUACCGGCGCAGCCGCCGUCAUGCGGCGCCCAAACCCCAGCCGACUCCCUCGCCGCGUCGUACACCGCGCGCAUGCGGCUCAACCCGCACCUCGCGCUCCGCUUGUUCGACCACCUGCUCCGCUCCGGCGCCGACCCGGACCCCAUAGCGUACGCGCUCGCCCUGGCCCGCUGCGCGCGGGCGCGGGCCCACCCCGCUGCCGCGCAGCUCCACGGGCACGCCGCCAAGCGCGGGGCCGCGUCCCACCGCCGCGUGCGCAACGGGCUCAUCCACGCCUACUCCGUCUGCGGGAUGCUCCGCGACGCGCGCAAGGUGUUCGACUAUGGGCCCGAGGUGGACAUGAUCGCCUGGAACUGCCUGCUGCGAGGGUACGCGCAUGUCAGGGACGCAGGAGCACUCCGGGAGUUCUUCGCGCGGAUGCCAGCCCGAGACUCGGUCUCUUGGAACACGGUCAUUGCAUGGUGUGUUGUGAAUGGGGAGCAUGAGGAGGCAGUUGCGGUGUUCCGGGAGAUGCUUGCGAGCAAUGAGUGCCAGCCUGAUAGGGUGACAUUGGUGAGCGUAAUCUCAGCAAUCGCGUACUUGGGAGCACUUGCGCAGGGGCUCUGGGCACAUGCAUAUGUUUGCAGGAAAGAGAUUGAGGUCGAUGAGAAGUUGAGCUCAGCUCUAAUAAACAUGUACUCCAAGUGUGGUUUCAUUGAGGGUUCAGUUUAUGUGUUUGAAAAUUCGUGUGCGCUGAGGAGCGUGGAUACCUGGAAUGCGAUGUUAGCUGGUUUCACAGCAAGUGGCUGCAGUGAAAGAGCUUUGGAUCUUUUUGCUAGAAUGGAGUCAUCUGGGUUCAUGCCUAACAAAAUUACGUUUAACAGUUUACUGAAUGCUUGCAGCCACGGGGGGUUUGUUGAGGAAGGUAUUGGUUAUUUUGAGAGAAUGACAAAUUCGUAUAGUAUUGAGCCCGACAUUGCCCACUAUGGUUGUAUGGUGGAUCUGUUUUGCCGCGCGGGGCUGUUUGAGAAGGCAGAGGAGAUGAUUCAGAUGAUGCCAAUGGAGCCAGAUGCUGCUGUGUGGAAGGCCCUAGUUGGUGCUUGUAGAACUUACAACAACUUCGAGUUGGGAAAGAAGGCAGGCCACAGGCUUAUCGAGGCUGCACCGAAUGAUCAUGCAGGGUAUGUGUUACUAUCCAACAUUUAUGCGCUGGAUGGCAACUGGAAAGGAGUGCAUAAGGUGAGGAAGCUGAUGUUGGAUUGUGGAGUGCAGAAGGUACCUGGGAGCAGUUCAAUAGAACUUGAUGGUGUUAUUCAUGAGUUCAUAUCUGGAGAUAAAAGUCACUCAAGGAAGAGGGAUGUAUAUGAGAUGCUAAGCGAGAUAUGCCAGCAGUUGAAAAUUGCGGGAUAUGCUCCAGACACCUCCCAAGUGCUGCUAGAUAUUGAUGAUGAGGAUGUGAAAGAGAGUUCACUUGCUCUUCACAGCGAGAAGCUUGCACUUGCCUUUGGGUUGAUUAGCACUGCACCUGGGACACCAAUUAGAAUUGUAAAGAACCUCCGGGUCUGUGGAGACUGUCAUAAUGCGAUAAAACUUCUAAGCAAGAUUUAUGGGAGGUGCAUUAUUGUUAGGGAUGCAAAUCGAUUUCAUCGUUUCAGAGAAGGGUCUUGUUCUUGCGGAGAUUACUGGUAACCUUUCAGAUGAGCUGCAGUUCAGUUCCGUUAGUUUCUUGUUACACAGAAAUAUAUAGCAUGCUAGAAAUGUUCUGGCAAUGAUUAUACUUGUCCAUUUGAGAAAGAUUUUUAGAUGGGCCAUGAAGCUCUUGACUCGA